GAUGCUGUUACAGUGGAUGGAGGAGGGGAUUUUUGCUGCAAAAAUCAAAUUCCGCUAUUUGACGUAGUCCUACUUUCAAUCCAUUCAUUUUUUCUGAUUUUCACUGAGAGGCGUUCCAAGUAACACUUAAACACAAGGCACACACACAUUGAUUAUUUUGGGCAUUAAUCAACCAAUGUAUCUAGUGCAAGGUAUCUGUUGUUUUCGCUGAUGAUUGACAAGUUUGUUUGCAGUAGGAUCUAUUUCCAGAUGACGUAAAAUUGAAAAGAGCUGGGAAGCUAAAUGAAAAAUGAGCUUAACAGCUUGGUUUUUAGUUAGCAGUGGAGGCACUCGCCAUCGGCUGCCACGUGAGAUGAUUUUUGUUGGAAGAGAUGACUGUGAGCUGAUGUUGCAGUCAAGGAGUGUGGACAAACAGCAUGCUGUGAUAAAUUAUGAUUCCUCAAUGGAUGAACAUUUAGUAAAAGACCUCGGCAGCCUGAAUGGGACAUUUGUGAAUGAUGUCCGGAUUCCUGAUCAGGUGUAUAUGACUUUGAAACAAGAAGAUAAACUUCGAUUUGGAUAUGAUACAAAUCUCUUUACCGUUGUCCGAGGAGAAUUGCGUGUACCCGAGGAGGCCCUUAAGCAUGAGAAGUUCACAAGCCAACUGCAUAUGUCCCAAAAAUCUACCGAGCCAGAGGUACCAAAGUUGGCAGGCUGCAAAAAUGUUGAUACAAAAGCAUUAGAAGAUUUCAAGCAUGAAGCAUCUCCUAAAGUUUCAGAUGGUGCCAAAUGUGAAGAUAAAACUGCUGAAAUCCCUGGUUUACAUCAAGCACCGGAAAAUACUUUGCUGCAGCAUAGCAUAACAGCAGAACUUUCUGCCAUGCCUCGAGGCACACCCCUUUAUGGGCAGCCAUCCUGGUGGGGUGAAGAUGAUGCUGAUGAUGAGAAUUCUUCCAAGCAGGAGGCAAAGCCAUCUACUAAGAAACAAGAUGGGAGUGCAUCGGGAAGCACUAAGGAAACUAAGAAAUCUGAGGAGGAACAGAAACCAGAAAAAGAAACUGCUUUUUCAUUUUGUAGGGAGCCCAGUUACUUUGAGAUCCCUACUAAAGAAUUUCAGCAGCCCUCUGAGAUGGAAGAGGGUGAUAUUCAUGAAGCACCAACAAAGGACAUGACAAGUUCUCAUGCAGCAAGUGCAGGCCAUGCUUCGUUUACCAUUGAAUUUGAUGAUCACGCCCCAGGGAAAGUAACCAUUAAAGACCAUGUGACUAAGUUUACUUCUGAGCAUCGGCACAAAUCAAAGAGGCCAUCCUCUUGUAGCACAAAAGAACUCUCUGGACUGCAGGCUGCAAUGAUUGCUGCAGAAAGCAAAGUAGCUGAUUGGCUAGCACAAAACGAUCCGCCAAGAAUGAGAAGAGAAUCAAGGGAGGAAGACUCAAAAAGCAUUAAGAGUGAUGUCCCAGUUUACUUGAAGAGGUUGAAAGGAAGUAAACAUGAAGAUGGGACCCAGAGUGACUCAGAAAAUGGAGCUGUUUUCAGACAUUCCAGUAAACACGCUACCAUGGAAGAGCAUUUGAGAGUACAUCACAGCGAACGUAAACAUGUUCACCAAAGAAGUCACACUCAAGAAAAACCUCUUGAACUGCCUGCCUUGAGCCGAACUGCUUUUAUGAUUGAAUUCUUUGAUGGAGAUAGCACUCGUAAAAGGAGAUCCUAUUCUUUUACUCAGAAUGCAGCAGCUCUGCCUCAGGAUGGUACCUGUCCAGUACCACCCCCUACCAGACCUGAAAGACCAAAACCUACAGGAUCUGAUCCCAAAGUAGGUCCCACUUCAUCUCAUUCUGCAUCAAAUGUAAAAGUUACUCAACAUUCAAAACAUGUACUUAAGCAAAAAUGUGAGGAGGCAUCCUCACAAAAUGGACUGUUGAAAAAUUCAGGAAGCUGUGGUAGUGGACUGCGUCAUACUCAGGAAAUGGAAAAGCAAGUUAAUGUUACUAUUUCUUUAGACAAGGAGAAUGAAGAUGACCAAAGUGACAAAGGAACAUACACAAUUGAAUUGGAAAAUUCUAAUCUGGAAGAAGAGGAGGCUAGAAGAAUGAUUGAUAAGGUUUUUGGAGUAGAAGAGAGCCAAGAUCAUUCACGGCCCAUCAUUAGAGAAGCGCAAAGAGAUUUAGAGGAAGGCUGCCGCACAUCAUCUAUACUGUUGGAUAGUACAAAUACCCAGCUAGAUGCACCUGGAUUUGCUAAUGUAGAGAUUAAUCAAAAUGGGUGUUGCCCUUCCAGUAGCCCUCGAUGGGUUUCGCAGUGGGCCAGCUUAGCUGCUAAUCACAUCGGACAUGACUUUACCGAUUUGCGGUCCGACUCACAGGCAUUUGCUACUGAAGAAAAAGAAGCUGAUAUUAGUGAAUCCGGUAUUUCAGGUAAAAGUGCAGCCUCUGGCACUUCUGCCACCAGCCAAGGUGAAAGAAAGAGGAGAACUCUCCCCCAGCUUCCAACAGAAGACAAAACCGGUGAAGUAUCAAGAGCAAAAGUCUCACCUCGUCACAGAUCUGAAAUUGGUGAGAAACAGGACACUGAGCUGCAAGAAAAAGAAACAGCAACUCACAGUUCCCCCAGAGCGAAACGGGAACAGGAAGCAAAAAGUACUUCCAAGGUACACAGGCCUGUGGAUGGCUUCAGUCACAAGGCUGAUAGGGAGCUUCUUUUACCUGACAUAGGCAAAAAUGACACAAUUAUAGGAACUGCAGUAGUAAAGCAAUCUACAGUUAAUGUUAAGCAACAUGAUCAAAAGUGGACAUCUACAAAAUCAUCAACAGCAUCUAAGCAGUCUACAAGUGCUGCUAGUCAAGGUGACAAAGGAAGGGAAGACUUGGUAAAAAAGGUGCCUGGGGUUUACCACAGAGCAGUUGAUGCUAGUGAUACACGGCAAAGUAAUGGGGAUGUUAAAGACAUACCAAGUGAAGUAAAAAGAAAGAAAACUGGAGAAACACCUAGGAGUCAGACUUCUAAAGGAAGUGAUGGAGAAAGGAAGGAGACUGGAAGAGCUUUAGUAAGACAAGGCAGCUUUACAAAAGAUAAGCCAAGUGCAAAUGUACCUAUAGAACUUAUUCCUCAUAUUAGUAAGGAAAGUGAAUGUACUCCCACAUUUUCUGGAACUAGGCUGCAGGAGAAAAUUGACUCCACAGAAACUGAUUCUAGUUUGGAUACUACACUUUUGUUAAGGGAUACUGAAGCCGUGAUGGCAUUUCUUGAAGCAAAACUCCGUGAAGAGAAUAAGCUGGAUGAUGAGCCGGAAACUCCUAGCUACAACAGGGAUGAUUCUUUGUCUCCAGAAUCCGAUAUUGACACAGCUAGUACUAUUAGCCUAAUUGCUGGAGACACUGAAAGAAAAUCUCUACAAAAGCGAAGAAGCCUGACAAGUCUGUACAAAGAAAGAGGUGUCACCAGCUCUCCUUCCAAAGAUCAAAAAAAAGAUCAUUCUAAAAGCACAACUGGAAGUGCCAGGGAAAAGCUUGAAAAGAAAACUAAAACCAGAUCCACAGAUCUAACUGGCAGAUCAGAGACUCGUAGGUCUUUACAGAGUGCUGGAAAAGUGAGACAGCCAUCUCUAGACUUAACUGAUGAUGACCAAACAUCUAGUGUGCCUCAUUCUACUGUCUCUGACAUACUGUCUUCAGAUCAAGAAACUUAUUCCAGCCGGUCUCAAGGCAGAGCACCUUUUACCUCUACAGAUGAACUACUACAUUCUAAACUGGAAGCCACAAAGUCAACCAGAAAUACAGCAUCCACUGCACUUUCUCCUGCAAAUAAAUCUGUAACAUUGCCUAGGCCUCGGCCUACUAGGACAUCAACAUUGCGUAGAGCACGACUUGGAGAUGCAUCUGACAGUGAAGUAGCAGAUGCUGAUAAACUGUCUGUGGCCUCUGAAGUGUCAACCACUAGUUCUACUACAUCAAAACCCCCUUCAGGAAGAAAAACACCUUCUAGACUUGACUUACUAGCUCAGCCACGCAGAACAAGGUUGGGUUCUAUAUCUGCUCGCAGUGACUCUGAAGCAACAGUAUCUAGAAGUUCUGCUACCUCUCGCAAUCUUGAUUCUGCUGUUAGAACUGGACUUCGUACAGCUUCAGGCACUGACAGUAAGCUUUCCUCUAGAACAAGAGCUAAUAGCAUUUCUCGGAUGCCAGAUUCAAAAGCUAAACCAGUAGCCCUAAUACACAGUUCUCCAGCAGAGAUGUUAGCAGUUCUUCAAAGCAGAGCCCAGAUGGAUAAGGGUACCUUUAAGGGCAAAGAAGAAAUGCAGUCCAGCCUGGAAUUAAAAGUAAAUUCCAGAUGGAGACGUUUUCCCACAGAUUAUGCUUCUACAUCUGAAGAUGAGUUUGGUUCUAAUCGUAGUUCUCCUAAACAUGCCCGCCUGCGGUCUACUGCUGUCUUGAAAAAUAUACGACUUCAGUGUGCAGGGGCUGCAUUGCCAGGCACAUCACCACUGAAACACAAAUUAAAGGAGCAAGAAGAGUACAUAAGAGACUGGACUGUUCAUCGUGAAGAAAUAGCCAGAAUCAGCCAGGACUUGGCUAUCAUUGCUCGAGAAAUCAAUGAUGUGGCAGGUGAGAUUGACUCUGUAACUUCGUCAGGGACUGCCCCAAGCACAACAGUAAGCACUGCUGCUACUACCCCCGGCUCUGCCAUAGACACCCGGGAAGAGGUAGGAGACCUUCAUGGAGAAAUGCAUAAGUUGGUUGACCGUGUCUUCGAUGAGAGUCUGAACUUCAGAAAGAUUCCACCAACAAUACAUAGUAAAGGGUUAGAAGUGAACCACAGACCAAAGGAAGCACCGGGUCAAAAUGCAGAACCUCCAGAACCACAGCCUCUUACAAGGAGAAGAACGUGGAGCAGAGAUGAAGUUAUGGGAGACAGUCUGUUGCUAUCCUCUGUUUUCCAGUUCUCAAGGAAGAUAAGGCAUGCAGUAGAUAAAACAGCUGGUAAAAUUCGGAUAUUAUUUAAGGACAAGGGUCGGAACUGGGAAGAAGUAGAGAAGAAACUGCAACCAGAAAUUGAAGUCCCUAUUGUGAAGACGUCAAGCAUGGAAAUUUCAUCAAUCUUGCAGGAGUUAAAACGAAUCGAAAAGCAGUUACAAGUAAUCAACGCUAUGAUUGACCCAGAUGGUACACUAGAAGCAUUGAGCAAUCUAGGACUGAACAGUUCCAGCUUGAUAACUCAGCCUAAGAUGAAGUCCAGUGCGUCCACCCAAAAUUCUCAGCCUCAAGUCCCAGCACAUAGCCUGAUUGAUAGCAAGGCCAUCCGAUCUGCCAUUGUUUCUGUGUCUUCAGAGUUUGAUAGUGUUGAGUCAGAACUUGACUUCAGUAUCCACUUCAACAGAUUCAAUCCAGAUGGUGAAGAAGAAGAUCCCUCUGUUAAUGAAUAAUUUAUUUUCCAGCAUCUACAGUACCUUUCGCAAUGAACAGCACACAUUGUCAUGAACAAAAGACGAGUUACAUUUUUUAAAGAAAAUAUUUGAUCACUGAUGUUUCACUGUGUUUGCUGUAAUGUUAUCAACAAACUGAAUCCAGCAAAGUUGUAUAUUAAAAAUGAACUCUAGCUGUUAUCAUUAUCUGUGCUUUGCAGGCUUUUUUUAAAAUGCUGGAUUCUUCAUUUGUUCAGCUUUACAUGCAGAUAAGUGGAACUGACGGUGCUGAAACUCUUAGUCACUUGUGCCAAGCUGCUUAGAAAUGCUCUUGUCAUGUAACAUCGUUAAAAAGCAGCAUUUGUUUUGUGAGCCAGCCAUUCUUAUCUAGGGUAAAGAAGCAUCCUUUGUUUGGUAAUUCAGAUUUAGUGUUUAAGAUAGGCAAUCAAGGAAAUAAGUCAUGUAUUGGUUGGGUGGGGGGGACUGUAAUGCUUCUGCAACAAGGUGCAUCACAUUGCAGUUUACAGCAUCUUUGAUUAUGUUUGCACUGAGACUGUAUGGGACGAUGGAGAUGACUGUAAAUUACUAAGAUACUGGCUGCCAUAUACUGUAGAUAGUGUACUACUAAAGAUGAUAUGAUGGUUUCGAACAUAAGGGUUGUCAUUCACUUUUCCAGCAGUCAUUUUGCUUAUUUAAUCAUUCUUUUAUGUCAUUUUACAACAUUAACGAGAUUCUCACCAUCGUUGGUAACAAGUCUAAACUCGCCAUAGCAGGUGUUUAGCACUGCUGCUAAAGAUACGGAAAGAGAAGUUAGGCUGAGCCUGUACUUUUCAUGUGCAAUUUUUGUAAUAAGGUAGUAGCUGCCAUGAUAUUUAAAGGACCUCAUCCUUUAACUGGUAGGGUCCAGUCUUAGGGUCAGAAUCUGAACAUGAUUUUAGGCAUUAGAAUUAAAGUAAUGCAUCCAGGUAUUCUACCCCUGUGGUAUAUUUAAGUAAUACACGUAGAUGACAGCCAUGGUACUUCACUAACUGUUAUAAUAUGUAGACUAUCCUGACAAACUCUGUAGAAUCUGCAAAAGAUUUACUUGCAAAAGAGAAAAAUAAAUAAAUGUUUGCCUGAAUAUAAGUGACCUCAUGUUCCAGAACACUAUCAUUCAGGAAACUGUUUUUGUUUCUGCUUUAUAUGGUCUGUACUAGACUGGAGUUUCCCAUGUAAGUGCACAACUUGUAUAGCAAGGUUAACAGUUCUUAUGAAGACAUUUCAGAGGAAAUCAAGCAAUAACAAUUAACACUAUGUGCUUGAGGUGAGACCUAUUUUUUUCUGUGCAUUUUCAGCAACUGUACAGGAUUUCUAUAACCAUAUGAAAACUUACAAAUUUGUCACUUUGGCAGAUAUUUUGAGUUCAUUAAGUACUUCAGCUUUUAUAGCUCCUGUAAAAUAAUGAAUUGACACUUUAAUUUAGUAGAAAUUAAUAAUUAAAAAAGGUGAAAAACAUUCUGCACAACAAGCCUUUUCAAGUGGUGGCUGUGGGCAGUUUUCUGUAGUACUUUGCUUUUCAGAAUAAAAUGUCAUAACAUCUUAUGGAAAUUAUUUUUUUUUCAUUUUCAUGGUUGGAGGCUGUACCUACCAAAGGAAGUUUCUCAGUACUUUAUGUACAGAUUUGGGCCUGACUUGUAGACUUGCCCAGAUGCAUUUUGUUCUGGUCUUGCUGAACAUUGCUAUCAGUUAAGAUUACAACAGAACAAAAAGCAUAGUACUUCUUUCAUAUAUGUAUGCAUGCACAAGUUUACAUGCAUAUGCAUAUAUGAAUGAUAUUUAUACAUAUUCCAGCUCUCAGCUCAUAUCUUGAUUUGUGUUUGCUCAACCAUUUUUAUAUUUGUGUUAUAUAAACAAUGUUUUGCAUUUACAAUGUGUAAUUCUUGUUUUGUAUGGAUGUUUUAUUUUAUUUUAUUUAUUUUUGUUUAUAUUUUAUGUAUGUUAAUUUGUUGUUUACGUUCAGAAUUCAUUUUGAAUAAAGUGUUUCUGGAAUGUGCA
Molecule: messenger RNA, 7414 nt
Organism: Protopterus annectens (West African lungfish)
Lineage: Eukaryota; Metazoa; Chordata; Ceratodontiformes; Protopteridae
Gene: CEP170
Product: centrosomal protein 170
Exons: 21
Coding region: 290-5401 (1703 amino acids)
Cellular component (GO): centriole
Molecular function (GO): protein binding
Source: RefSeq, a predicted model, not a curated record